UUCUAUGUCUAAGGGGCAGCAGGUGAUGUCAAGGGUGACACAUUUUGGGAUGACAUUGGUGAUGAAGAUUUAGCUCAUAUGUCCCAACUUGUGGUUCACAAACAAUCCAUCAUAGAAGUAGAAGAUGAUUACAUUUCUCCUGACCAUUCAGUUCGACAGAAAAUACCAGGAAAAUAUGCCAAAUCUCCAUAUUUGCCAGUUUUUGAUUCUGGAGCAUCAAAAUCGGCGCCCAAGCUCAUUUUUGAUAUCAAGCAUCCUUUCACGAUCGAAAUUGAUGAUUUUGAUACAUUGUCGCCAUUGGCUAAAGAGUUUUGCGCGUUUGUUGAUAAUGGGAUGGAUACGAGGCGAAGUGCCAAACAUAUAUAUCCCGAUGAAGUAAAUAAUCUUGCAGAAGGUUUUACUUUUGGCUCGUGUUAUGUGACCAAGAAGGAUUGGUUCCACUCACUUGCAUAUUGUGGUCGACCUUUGAUUGACACGCACCUGGAUGUCCUCUUUUAUUAUUUGAGGAAGAGGGGAAAAUAUGGGCCGAGUGUUGCCAUGCGGUUUACUACAACCAACUUUGCCUUUGGUAACAAAAUCAACUCCCUAUACAAAGAUUUCAAAGUGAAUCAAGAUCCUUCAGUGAUUCCUGACGGGCGUGAGAUAGAAGAGUACAUCAGAGGUUAUUAUUGUGAUGCAAAUGUCCCGUGGCAUACUGUUGACCACGUCUUAUUCCCUAUCUUUGUGAAGCGCGGAAGAGCAAAAUUGGGACAUUGGGUUCUGGGGGUGUUUACGUUCGUAGAUAGAUGCAUCCACAUCUAUGACUCUAACCGCGGAGCUCUUAAUGAUAGACUUGUUUUGGAUGCUGCAUUACCUUAUGCAAUUCUGAUACCUUACUUCUUGAAGAGUUCUGAUUUUUAUGUUCUUCUUUCCUAAUUGUUGUCAUUAAUCCUAUGCCUCUACCUAGUUUGUUACCAUUGUCCAUAUGUACUGCCUUGUUCGGUAUUGCUACUUGUGUAUUUCCCACUAUGUCAUUACUAUUAUUUGCAUUUUGUUUCACCUGGUUGGUAUUGUUAUCCAUAUAU
Molecule: messenger RNA, 1064 nt
Organism: Nicotiana attenuata
Lineage: Eukaryota; Viridiplantae; Streptophyta; Magnoliopsida; Solanales; Solanaceae
Exons: 3
Coding region: 79-915 (278 amino acids)
Biological process (GO): proteolysis
Molecular function (GO): cysteine-type peptidase activity
Source: RefSeq, a predicted model, not a curated record